Messenger RNA from Psammomys obesus (fat sand rat), 3413 nucleotides. RefSeq names its product nuclear factor of activated T cells 2 interacting protein (gene Nfatc2ip). Gene Ontology annotation, molecular function: protein binding. The transcript is spliced from 8 exons. NCBI's taxonomy places the organism in Eukaryota, Metazoa, Chordata, Mammalia, Rodentia, Muridae. Bases 12 to 1262 code for a protein of 416 amino acids. The record is from RefSeq and is a predicted model, not a curated record. Gene Ontology annotation, biological process: positive regulation of transcription by RNA polymerase II; cytokine production.
CUGUGUGAGAGAUGGCGGAACCGGGGAGAAGGCGGGGGGCGAGGUCCCGCGGUCGUGGCGCCGGCCGAGGCUCUCGGAGAGCCCGGGUCGCCCGUGGCCGGCGUCCUUGCGCUCCGCACUUUCCGUCUCGGCCCAUUCCAGACACAGUGCUUGUGGACUUGGUCAGUGACAGCGAUGAGGAGGUCCUGGAAGUCGUCGGGGACCCGGUAGAGGUGCCGGCCGCCUGCCCCUCCGUCCCGGCCGCAGCGGGGCGGGACAGCGACAGUGACAGUGAAGGGGCGGACGAGGGGCCUGAGAGAGCCCCGCGCGUGUUGGUCCGACGGCGGCGGCGGCGACGGCUGCUGGAUCCCGGCGAGGCGCCGGUGGUUCCUGUGUACUCCGGGAAGGUACAGAGCAGCCUCAACCUCAUCCCAGAUAAUUCAUCCCUCUUGAAACUUUGCCCCUCAGAGCCUGAAGAUGAGGCAGAUAUGACAGAUUCUGACAGUCCUCCCCCUGAGGAUGCCCUACCUACAGGUUCUCCCUGGAAGAAGAAGCUGAGGAAUAAGCACGAGAAAGAAGAGAAGAAAAUGGAAGAGUUUCCGGACCAGGACAUCUCUCCUUUGCCCCGACCUUCAUCGAGGAACAAAAGCAGAAAGCAUACCGAGGCACUCCAGAAGUUAAGGGAAGUGAACAAGCGUCUCCAGGAUCUGCGCUCCUGCCUGAGCCCCAAGCAGCACCGGAGUCCAGCCCUUCAGAACGUAGAUGACGAGGUGGUCCUGCUGGAGGGGCCUGUCUUGCCACAGAGCUCUCGACUUUUUACGCUCAAGAUCCGGUGCCGGGCUGACGUAGUCAGGUUGCCUGUCAGGAUGUCGGAGCCCCUUCAGAAUGUUGUGGAUCAUAUGGCCAAUCAUCUUGGGGUGUCCCCAACCAGGAUUCUUUUGCUCUUUGGUGAGACAGAACUGUCCCCUACUGCCACCCCUAGGACCUUAAAGCUUGGAGUGGCUGACAUCAUUGAUUGUGUGGUGCUAGCAAAUUCUUCAGAGGCUACAGAGGCAUCCCAGCAGCUCCAGCUCCGGGUACAGGGGAAAGAGAAACACCAGAUGCUGGAGAUCUCACUGUCUCCUGACUCUCCUCUUAAGGUCCUUAUGUCACACUAUGAGGAAGCCAUGGGACUCUCUGGACACAAGCUCUCCUUCUUCUUUGAUGGGACAAAGCUUUCCGGCAAGGAGCUGCCAGCUGAUCUGGGCAUGGAAUCCGGAGAUCUCAUCGAAGUGUGGGGCUGAAGCUUCCUCCCUCUGUUUGGAUGCAGAGCCAAGACUUGGGGAUAAUAGCUCCCGCUUUUACUAUUAUUAUUUUUGCCCCAUAAGGGCUAACAGAAAUGAAACUAGAACUUGUUUAUUUAUUUAUUUCUGGUGCUGGGGAUUGAACCCUGGACUGUGCACAUGCUAAGGAUGUAUGAAGUUGAGGCAAAACCAAGACAUGACCUUUGGCCUGUUUUGUUAACCAUAGUCUCAAGCAAUUGGCUGGUAGUUGUGUGGCCGUGGCUGUAUGUUUGUGCUGUACUUGGCAGCCCAUGGGACACAGAGAAGGGAUACUGGCUUCCCUAGCAUUUCACGUUCACUAGCCCUUCACUUCAUCAAAUAUCUGUUCUGUGAAACUGCAUAUAUUGAGUGUUUUGAACUAAAUGACCAUUGCAUUUAGGUGCCCAGGCCUCAGAUUUAUGCCACAGUUGGAGACCAACAAUGACAUUAAUUCUCAUCUGGGGCCUGAGAAUGCAACUUGAGGAACAUUCCCUGAUUGCAGGAAAAUAUAAAAUAUAAAAGUGAUGACAUAUAUACUGACGCUGAGGAGUAGGUGGAAAAGUGGGUGAUCUUUACAGGCUGACGACAGUUGUGUCUUCAGCCUUGGCAUCCCCUCUUCCAGGGCUCUAGCCAGUGUCUGCUACACACUUCCUGGAGUGUACAUGUAGCACGUUAGAGCACAUGCAGCUGUUGAGUUUGGAAUCUACUCUAGUGUUGGGUCCUCCCUCCCUCAUGCGCUCUCUCUCCCGUUAGCACCCUCUUGGGAUAUUUGUCCUUUGAAUAUGACUGUCCUUAUAACUAUCUGAAUGCGUGUGAUUGUACUGUAUAGACACGGUAUUGUGCAAUACACAUUCUGUCUUCGCUCAGUGUGAGUGAUGAUCUAGCCAGGUUAGCAGCUUCUGGAUCCGUUGCUGCUCUGAUCCGCUGUGGGUGCCACACUGUGGCAUUAGAUGGGUUUUCUCACACAUUACCUUAAGUGGGAGAUGCCUGAGUCUCCAGCUCCUUGGAACCAUAUUCGAGGCCAUGGCAAACAUCUUUUUAUGUGUCUCUCUGGGCCAGGAGACGUACUUCUCUGGCCUACUUGUUCAGGGUGACACUGUUGAUUAUACAGGUUCAUCUUUCUGCUUUUUCCAGGGUUUUCUUCAGAAUGUGGACUGGCCUUUCUUGGGGCUUCUCUUUUUUGCUUCUCUUUACCAGCAUUUGAUGCUGUUGGAUUUUCUGAUUUUAGCGGUCCACAUGUAAAAGCACCACACAUCUUAAUAUCCUAUCUCCAUUUCUUAUGCAUAUCCACCCUCUGGUUUGUCAUUGUUAGCUCCUCUUGUCUUGUGGGGCUUCCUUUUGUAGGUGUUUCUUUUCCUUGAGGAGUUGCUUGUGUUCUGGGCAAUUGCAAAUAACCUACAAAAAUAGCACUUUUUGUGUCCAGGGGGAUUUUCACCAAACAGACAUUCUUAAUUUUAAUGUAGACAGUUUGCUGUUUUUAGACAGUUUUUUUUUUUUUUUUAAGGGAAAAUGAGAAAGAACUUCCAGAAUGGGAGGGGCUUCAGUGGGGAAUCUCAGGAUUGAUACCUUUGGAUUUCUAAACUAGAUUAAGAAAAUAAUUUUCUUGUUAGCGUGAUAGUUUUUUUUGUUUGUUUGUUCUUUUGUUUUUUUGUUUUUUGCUUUUUUCUUUCUCAUAUUGAGAUCACUAAAUGAAACUGGAGUUGUAACUGGUCUUCCCUGGUGUGGGUAAACCAUUCUGCGCCCUCCACCGUGGUUCUCACUGGUUGCUGCUGGGCUGUGCUGGUUACCGACUAUCGUAUGUCACUUAUAAACCAUCUGAAAUGCACCUUUGUGUAGGAGAGCAAGUUUUAUUUUAUUUUUGAUUAUAACGAGCCAGUUUUCUAAGCAUUGUCUACUAAAACCAUUAAUAAUAUGUAGUCUGAUUUUCAUGAAAGUAUGUCAAGUUAUUUUUUUUUUAUGUGUGUGUGUGAGAGAAUGUCAUUCCUUUGAAUUUUGUAAUGUUUAAAUAACCUAUGAUGUGGUAUAGCUUCCAGGUUUUUCAGCUCUUGUAUGGCCAUAUUGAAUCUGAACAUACUAAUACAUAUUCAAUCUCAACUAAAUAAAGGGAGAUGCCUUUUCCUUAGGAGCACUUGA